GUGGUGAAGCAUUAUUUGGUGAUGAAGCAUUAUUUGAUGGUGAAGUGUUAUUUGGUGGUGAAGCAUUAUUGGGUGGUAAAGCAUUAUUGGGUGGUGAAACGUUAUUGAGUAGUGAAGCGUUAUUGGGUAGUGAAGCAUUAUUAGGUAGUAAAGCGUUAUUGAGUGGUAAAGCAUUAUUGGGUGGUAAAGCGUUAUUGGGUAGUGAA
Molecule: messenger RNA, 206 nt
Organism: Cetraspora pellucida
Lineage: Eukaryota; Fungi; Glomeromycota; Glomeromycetes; Diversisporales; Gigasporaceae
Source: the annotation of a GenBank genome assembly